GGCUGGUGGAAGAUUCUGGAAGUCUGCUGUUUGUUAUUGUUACACUGCACAGAAGACGAGAAGGGAUUUCACCGUAUUUCACGGUACCGCUGAUUUAGUUAAAAAAAAAAAAAUGUUAUAGCUUGAAUCUCAUUAAGUUCGUCUGGACUUUCUUGCGUUAUUUUAAUUUUGUUUGGUUUUGUUUAAAACAAAUUGUUUAGAAACAGUCACUACAUAGCUCGACACUGUAGCUUGCAUUUGAAAUAAUCAGGAGAAUUACUAGUUUGAAGGCAACUAUGGUGAAAGAGACUGGGUUUUAUGAUAUGCUGGGUGUAAAGCCCAAUGCCAGCCCUGAAGAGCUGAAGAAAGCAUAUCGUAAACUGGCACUGAAAUAUCACCCAGAUAAAAAUCCAACAGAGGGGGAGAGGUUCAAACAGAUCUCCCAGGCGUAUGAGGUUUUGUCAGAUGCUAAGAAGAGAGUAGCGUAUGACAGAGGCGGCGAGAAGGCGAUUAAGGAGGGAGGAAGUGGAGGGCCAAGUUUCGGCUCCCCCAUGGACAUUUUUGACAUGUUCUUUGGAGGAGGGGGACGCGUUCACAGGAAACGAAGAGGAAAGAAUGUGGUUCAUCAGUUGACAGUGUCUUUGGAGGACCUAUAUAAUGGAGCCACCAGGAAACUGGCUGUUCAGAAGAAUAUAAUCUGUGAAAAAUGUGAAGGUCGUGGAGGCCGUAAAGGAGUGAUAGAAGUGUGUUCAUUGUGCCGUGGGGUGGGUGUACAGGUCCGAUUACAUCACUUAGCACCUGGCAUGGUACAGCAGAUAUCAACAGUCUGUGCUGGCUGUCAGGGGCAAGGCCAGCGACUCGGUCACCGUGACCGCUGCAAAGCAUGUGCUGGUCGCAAGAUACUACGGCAGAAGAAGAUUCUUGAGGUGCACAUUGAUAAAGGUAUGAAAGAUGGACAGAAAAUAGUCUUCCAUGGGGAGGGGGACCAGGAGCCUGGCCUGGAACCUGGAGACAUUAUCAUUGUCUUAGAUCAGAGAUCACAUCCAGUUUUCACCAGACAAGGAGAGGACCUCAUCAUGAGCAUGGAGCUACAGUUGGUCGAGUCAUUAUGUGGUUUUCAAAAACCCAUUAAAACACUGGACAAAAGAACUAUACUCAUCACAUCCCAUCCAGGGGAGUUGAUCAGACCUGGAGAUAAGAAAUGUGUUCUGAAUGAAGGGAUGCCUGUGCACCGUCAGCCAUUUGAGAAAGGAAGACUCAUUAUUCUUUUCAGUGUCGUCUUCCCUGAAGAGAACUUCCUCCCAUUGGACAAACUAAAGAAGUUAGAGCGAUACCUACCUGAAAAACAAGCAAAUACUGAGCCUGAUGGCAUGGAUGAUGACCUCUAUAUCUAUGCAGACCUUGAAGACUGUGACCUGACCCAUGAGCGUCGUCAUUACCACUAUAUAGAGGAGAAAGACUUUUACACUGGUGGAGGUGUACAGUGCCAAACCUCAUAGAGAUUCCUUUUCUUUUACCCUCAGUUAAACAACAAAUGCCACCUCUGCCGGAACACAAGAAAAUAAAAAGGACCAAUAGGAAAUAAUUGUCAUUACCUCUCAACUAGCUCUGUGCCUAGAAUAAGACCUCUUAGUGCCGAUCUCUUAUGCCAUUGUUUGAUACAAUGUUCCCAUCCAAAAUGUGGAGCUGAUGAUAAAUUGUGAAAAAGUGAGAGGAUCUAUAAAAUGACAUCAAGCAGUAAGAGUUGUAAGACUAGUGCCAUGGAGGAUUGAAGGAGAUUUUAUAGAAAUGUGUGUAGCAUUUUAAAAACGAGGGGGCAUUCAGCCAAGUAGUUUGUGCCAUUAUUCCAGAAUCUCAUCAUCCCAUUUUGGUUUUAAUUCGAUUUGAAAAGGAAUAAUUUUCGGCUUUUUUUUUUUCCAUUUCUGUCUCAGACGUCUGAAGUUUCCUGACUCAGCGGACACAACCAAGGGCAAGUUUAAUUUUGUCUUGUCAGUUUGACAAACCAUGAGAAUCUGUGUUGCAUUUUGUUUAUUGUCAUUUAAUUGUAGGUUACAUGCAAGAUCAUGAUGUUAAUCAUAAUGUUGAUCUUGAUAAUGUUGGAUGUUUUCUAUGAGCUGCCAGCUGAAUGCUAAAUUGUUUUUUUCAAACUAUUUGAACUAUUAAUACAGGAAAUAACUUGAAGGUUUAAGGUCGCACUUAAAAUUGUCAGUGCUUCUAAUAAAAAUAAAAAAUGUUUAAGUUCAAAAUAAUGGCAAACUGGUGAAGUGGUAACUCAAAAAGCUUUAUUUUGUAAAUAGUGCUAUUGUUUAAUUUUGUUACUACUGUUAAAACACUUGCAUGUUGUUUAUAGUUUAGUAUAUGGCCAAAUAUCAACAUUUCACAUCACAACCACAUACUUUUCAUUUAAUCCUGUCGGAGACAAUAAAUGCCAAGAUUGUUUUUUUUUUAAAGAAACCUAUUUAAGUUGCAUUUUUUACAGUUUAAUCAACAGUGGAGAAAACAUUCAAAUCUUUUUUGGUAACUUGUCUUUGAAUUUAAGAUAAUGAAAUUAUAUAAAGAUAAUUAUAAUUCAUUAAAUUAUAAUUACAUUCAACUUAGACAAAAUUGUAAAAAAAAUAAAACUAAUUUUUUUUUUAAAGUGUUUUGCAGCCAACUUGUAUAACUUUGCAGAAAAUUCAUGAUUCCCCCUAUUAUUUUGUUUUUCUUGUCUCAUUUCUCCCAGCAGAAAAGUCUUUUAUAUGAUAAUGCUAUUAUCUGUGCUGUCUUUGAAGAAUAAUUGUAAAAAGUGUAAU
Molecule: messenger RNA, 2771 nt
Organism: Myxocyprinus asiaticus (Chinese sucker)
Lineage: Eukaryota; Metazoa; Chordata; Actinopteri; Cypriniformes; Catostomidae
Product: dnaJ homolog subfamily A member 1-like
Exons: 9
Coding region: 276-1478 (400 amino acids)
Biological process (GO): response to heat; protein refolding
Cellular component (GO): cytosol; cytoplasm
Molecular function (GO): ATP binding; Hsp70 protein binding
Source: RefSeq, a predicted model, not a curated record